AAAUAUUUAUCGGUGUUCCGACUUCCUGACUUCUGACCAUCUCCAUCGCCUUUUCAUCUGUAGCUCACUCACGCGAACGAGAUCAAGCAAAGAUCGGUGGAUUCCUGCAUCGGGAAGUUAGAAUGAAUCCUGAGGAACUUAGGCACUUUGAAGAUGAAGAGAGUGGUACAAUGAAAACUAUAAAAGGGGCAACCACAGGACUUGCUGCUGGUACUAUUUGGGGCACGAUUGUUGCUACCUGGAAUGAUGUACCGCGUGUUGAGAGGAGAGUGGCACUUCCUGGUUUGAUCCGAACGCUGAAGAUGAUGGGUAGCUAUGGAGUGACAUUUGCUGCAAUAGGUGGAGUCUACAUUGGCGUAGAGCAGGUGGUGCAGAAGUAUAGGAUGAAAAGAGACUUUGUUAAUGGAGCUGUUGGCGGAUUUGUUGCUGGUGCUUCUGUUUUAGGAUUCAAAGGGAGGAGCAUUCCAACUGCACUCUCUGCCGGGGCCGCACUCGCCUUCACAUCUUCAGUCAUUGAUAUUGGAGGCCAGACCACAAGAGUGGACAAUGGCAAGGAAUACUACGCAUACACGGUCAAGAAAAGGCCCAGCAGCGUGAAUUGAGCUGAGCUAUCCUAAGCCUCACAUCUUGUGCCAUUCUAUUCCGAAACAUGUAAUGUGCUGCUUGCGGGAUCCGUCGCGACUUUGCUUGCUGUGCCAUUGUCAAAGCUGAACAAAUGGUUUAAUAAAUUUUUGUGGGAUUCCCGGCGGAUGGAUGUUACCUGAUAAUCAUGUUUGAUUUGUCGUUGGUUUUCUGUUUUAAUGUAAUGGGAAUGGCAGUGAGAGACAUCCUUUGUUGUUAACUUGUAAAGUUGAAAGAAUGAGCUGGAAUUAUGAGGAAUUCUUGGGAAAUUUUAAUA
Messenger RNA from Andrographis paniculata, 898 nucleotides. RefSeq names its product outer envelope pore protein 16-3, chloroplastic/mitochondrial. Gene Ontology annotation, biological process: protein insertion into mitochondrial inner membrane. The transcript has 3 exons. The record is from RefSeq and is a predicted model, not a curated record. Bases 123 to 602 code for a protein of 159 amino acids. Gene Ontology annotation, molecular function: transmembrane protein transporter activity. Gene Ontology annotation, cellular component: TIM22 mitochondrial import inner membrane insertion complex. NCBI's taxonomy places the organism in Eukaryota, Viridiplantae, Streptophyta, Magnoliopsida, Lamiales, Acanthaceae.